UCAACUCCUCCAUUUUUCCUCACUUUUCUUCUUCUCCUCCUCUUUUUUCCCUAUCUGAUAGGGUUUCAGCCAUCUCCGCGCUUCCGUUUCUCUCAUGCAUUCGCAAUCUCAGGCUGAUUUCGCUGCCGUCUUCUGCUUCAUCGUCGUCGCCUCUCUCUUUUUUGCUCUCUUUCGAGGGUUUUUGGGUGCAAAUCCGUGCAGAUUCCACCUCCCGGGGUUUUCUAAGCUGUACUCAUGUCGAAGCUCUUCGCCUAUUCCGGCAGUGAAGAUUUUUGCCCCGGUGGUUCAAUAUACCCAAGUUCCAAAGACUCAAGUUUAUUCUUGUCCCUUCCUCACCAUGUCGAUGUCUAUUUUCCCCCUCGCAAGAGAUCUCGCAUCACUGCUCCAUUUGUGUUUGGUGGAGAAGGGGUUGAAUCAAAGGCAAAUGUUUCUAUCGAAGUUCUUCCAGAUGAGUGCCUAUUUGAGAUUUUCAGACGAUUGCCUGGCGGCAAAGAAAGGAGUGCCUGCGCAGGUGUUUCUAAAAAAUGGCUUAUGCUUUUGAGCAAUAUAUCCUGCCAUGAAUUGAAAUCUGGGGACGAGGUGGCCUCAAAAGAGGUUGAAGACAUGGAAAUUGAGAGUGAUGGAUAUCUGUCCAGGAGCUUGGAAGGGAAGAAGGCAACAGAUCUGAGACUUGCUGCCAUUUCUGUUGGAACUGCAAGUCGAGGGGGUUUGGGCAAGCUUGUGAUCCGUGGAAAUAAUCAUGCCAGCAAGGUGACAGACCUUGGACUCAGGGCAGUUGCUCGUGGGUGUCAAUCUCUGAGGGCACUAUCUUUGUGGAAUCUUUCUUCCAUAGGAGAUGAAGGACUAUGUGAGAUUGCCAGUGUGUCUCACCAGUUAGAGAAGCUUGAUCUCUGUAGGUGUCCUGCUAUAUCUGACAAGGCUGUGAUUGCGAUCGCAAGGAACUGCCCCAAGCUGACUGAUAUUACAAUAGAAUCUUGUGCAAAAAUCGGAAAUGAAAGUCUUCGAGCUAUUGGGCAGUGCUGCCCCAAGCUGAAGUCUAUUGUGAUUAAAGAUUGCCCACUUGUUGGAGAUCAAGGAAUUGCAAGUUUGCUGUCUUUGAACACUUGUGCCCUGAACAAGGUGAAGCUUCAGGCUUUGAACAUUUCUGAUGUGUCCCUUGCUGUUAUUGGGCACUAUGGCAAAUCAGUUACUGACCUUGUCCUCUCGGAUCUUAAAAAUGUUAGUGAGAAAGGGUUCUGGGUCAUGGGCAAUGGUCAUGGGCUACAAAAGUUGAAGUCGUUUACAAUUUCAUCCUGCAAUGGAGUGACAGACAUGGGACUUGAAUCUGUCGGAAAGGGUAGCCCAAAUUUGAAGCAUUUCUGUCUGCGGAAAUGUUCAUUUUUAUCUGACAGUGGCCUGGUCUCUUUUGCGAAAGCUGCAAGGUCCCUUGAGAACUUGCAAUUGGAGGAGUGCCACAGAAUCACUCAAUUUGGGUUCUUCGGUGUCCUUUUGAACUGCAGUACAAGUUUGAAGGCUCUUUCUCUCGUAAGCUGCUUGGGAAUUAAGGACAUGAGCUCAGAGUCGCCUAUCCCAUCCUCCAGUGGAUCCUCCUUGCGGUCGUUGACCAUCCGCAACUGCCAUGGUUUUGGCAACAAAAACCUUGCUUCACUUGGCAAGCUGUGCCCUCAGCUGCAGCAUGUGGAUUUCAGUGGACUUGUUGGAAUUGACGAUUGUGGGUUUCUAGCUUGGCUUCAGAACUGUCAGUCAGGUUUGGUUAAGCUCAAUAUCAGUGGUUGUGUCAAUCUGACUGACAAGGCGGUUUCAUCUAUUAUUGAGCACCAUGGCUGGACACUCGAAUUGCUUAAUCUCGAUGGUUGCAGGAAGAUCACUGAUGCUAGCUUGGUUUCCAUUGCAAACAAUUGCCCAUUACUAAGUGAUCUUGAUAUCUCGAAAUGCUCGAUCAUGGAUUCAGGGAUCGCAGCUCUAGCUCAUGCCAAGCAGCUGAGUCUGCAGAUUUUCUCAGUUUCUGGGUGCUCACUCGUAUCAGAUAAAAGCUUGGAAAACUUAAUAAAAUUGGGUGAGACUCUCAUGGGUCUGAACAUCCAGCACUGUAAUUCAAUCAGUAGCAGCACUGUUGAUCUGCUUGUGGAGCAGCUCUGGAGGUGUGACAUUCUCUCAUAAAUCAACGACAUACCGAUACAACAGAACCUAGUCGAAGAAUUCAUACUGUAACUUGACGCGAAUGUCCGUAACUCUAGCCAGCUGUUUUGAGCAGGGGACCAGCACAUAAAGUUUAGGGGUAUAAUCACCAAGUAUCAUCCCAGUCCAUGCAGCAUUCUGGUUCUCUUUUUCCUGGGUAUAUGGCCAUCUCCCUCUCAUUUUUUUUGCAGAUCCUGGAGGAUCUGUUCCCUAGUAGAGGGAUGUGUAACUCUUUCAAUGGCCAGUUUUCCCCAAGAACAUUAGAACCCGCAUCUUCAUCGCGGGGAAUCGACGCCUGGAUUUGCCCCAUUCCUCAAAGAUGCCACGUCUUAUAGGUCCAUGCUUUUCCAUUUUGCUUCCUGAUUGUCCCUUUUUAUUAGUCAAGUUUUAGAGUUCAACUAUGUUUCAUCAAGGGGUAGGUUAAAAAGUGGUCCAUGGGUCAUUGGUGUGGUUGCUUUGGACAGUUCAAAAACUUAGGUGCCCUUGUCUUCUCCAUGGGCUUUGGCCACCACAACCCUUGUGGGUUGUUUUUUGCCAAGCCCUUAGUGUUUGAGGUGCCUCUUUUUUUUUUUUUUCCAUUUGGAGAACUGUGCAUGCAACCUCCUCCUCUCGUCAUCCUCCCCUUUGUGUUGUAUGUUUUGCUUCUUAUGUAAUAACUUUUUUAAAUUUGAAGACUAGAGAAAGAAGUUUGUCCGUUAUUGUAUCCUGGAUGGAAAGUGAGUGUAUGCUUUUGAAUGCCUCCAUUAUUGAAGAUUUCAAAUGGGUAGAAUUGGAAUUUUUAGAA
Messenger RNA from Momordica charantia (bitter melon), 2962 nucleotides. Its product is annotated as EIN3-binding F-box protein 1. Gene Ontology annotation, cellular component: SCF ubiquitin ligase complex. Gene Ontology annotation, biological process: SCF-dependent proteasomal ubiquitin-dependent protein catabolic process. NCBI's taxonomy places the organism in Eukaryota, Viridiplantae, Streptophyta, Magnoliopsida, Cucurbitales, Cucurbitaceae. Gene Ontology annotation, molecular function: protein binding. The record is from RefSeq and is a predicted model, not a curated record.